AUGGUCUCUAGUGGCAGUGUGGAGUCCUUCAACAAUGUGUCACAAUUCUCCACUCAAAAUGGUUUGGAAAAUAUUAAGCUUGAUGAAGGGCAAAAUUUUAUUAAGAAAAAAUCUCGCACACCAUUUUCAAAGGAAGAAGACACACUUCUAAUUCAACCAUGGCUCAACAUGUCAAAGGAUCCAAUUGUAGGAGUUGACCAAAAAGCCAGUGGUUUUUGGUUAAGGGUUAGAGAAACCUACAACACCUACCAUGACCAACUCUUAAAGAGGGAAAAUGGUCAACUAAAAGCUCGAUGGCACCGAUUCAAUGGUCGUGUUCAAAAGUUUUUAGGCUGCUACACAUCUAUUUUUAAUAAAAGAAAAAGUGGAGCUUGUGAAGAUGAACCAAAAUGGAAGGGAGGUUCAAUUGAAAACUCUUCAAAAAGAACAAAGGUUAAUAAUUGUGGGGAGUAUUCAUCAUCCUCUAACCUAUGGACGCCCAUCGAUUGUUCAGACUAUGAUCAAGCAUCACCUAUAACCCGUCCAAUGGAACAACAGGAAGCAAAAAAGAAUAGCAAAGGAAAAUCAAAUGCAACAUCUUUUAAUGUUGAUUUAAGUGCCAUGGAAAAUGUUGUAACUGAAAGAAAUGCUAUCAUGAUAAGGAUGGCUAAGGCAAGGGAAAGUGAUGCUAUUGCAAGGGUGAAAGAAGCUAGUGCUAGGGAGUUAAAGGCAAAAGCAAUGAAAGCAAAAGCAAAAUCAAGGGAGGAUGAGAAUGAGACCAGAUGGUAUGAAAUCCUUUUCAAGGAUACAUCUACUAUGAAUGAGACACAACUUCAAGAUCAUGAAUUUUAUUGUAAUCAUAUUAAGGUGAAGUUAUGA
This is a messenger RNA of Vicia villosa (hairy vetch), 858 nucleotides long. RefSeq names its product glutathione S-transferase T3-like. Lineage: Eukaryota; Viridiplantae; Streptophyta; Magnoliopsida; Fabales; Fabaceae. Bases 1 to 858 code for a protein of 285 amino acids. The transcript is spliced from 2 exons. The record is from RefSeq and is a predicted model, not a curated record.